AUCUCGGUUCCAAUUGUCUGAAGUUUUGACUAUCUUUUUAGUCGUUCGAGCAAUCCGAGUUGAUGUUCAACACUUGAGCAAUGAAAGGCCCCUUAGUUUUUUAAAUCCCUUCCGCGAAUUGGAGAACUUCGCUGAGAUGGUUGGUAAGUGGUCAUGUUCUCUGGCUGCGCCGAAGACGGCCGAAGUGGCGUGGAGAGUGUGUGCGAGUGUCACAGCGGCCGCGAGAGAGAUGCGAUGCGGCGGAGAGCGAGAGAGCGCUGGGAGCACAGGUUCGGAUGUGUUGGGCGUUCGGCGGAGCACCAUAAAGUAGUGAACCCGAUUGGAGGGCAGACGCAAGACGCAGCCAGCUGCAAAAUUCAGUCUUCUCAGUUCUUUUUGCUCUUGGUGAAUUGAUGUGAUCUUUUUCUUCUCGUUUGUUUAAUUCUAAAAGAAUUGUGUGACAUUAGGCUGAUUUUAUUAUCAAAAUACAGUGUUCUGUAUUGUUUGUUGAAGUAAAAUUUGUCAAAUUGCCGAAGAAAGCGCAGCCCACGGAAGCACACAACACACACGGCAAAUUGAGUGACUUGGAACAGUGAGAUUCUCCAUCGUCUUGGAUGCAUAUGGCAGUCUAUCGCAAGAAGACAUCCCGGUGACCUCUCUCUCUCUCUCACUCUCUGAUUGUCUGUGGUGCAAAGUAAGAAGUCUCAAGUGUCUUCUCCAUCAUUGAAUGCGAGGAUGAUUGCGUCUCUCCCAUGAGAUUCCGCACCCGUGAAUCCAUAUCUUCAGUUGCAUUCUAAUGAUGGAAUUGAUUAGAUUCUGUGCUAUUUGGUGAGUGUGUGGAUUCGUUCGUGAUGAUCCAGUGCAGUUUCUUUUCUCGGCAUCUCACAGUGGAGGAGAGAAAAAAGUACUGACAAUCAGUGUUUCGUAUGAAAGAAGGCACGAGUAUUUUAGCAUUAAAUGGCGAAUUGCGCUAUUUGGUUCCACAUGAGAUGAUGCUGCUCUACUCCGCUGGACGGUUAUAGAGCACCCGCGAGUGUUUUUCCAACAUUAAUUCAUUUCUCUGUGUUAUUAUUAUUAUACCAGUAUUAUAAUUUAAAGCAUAAAAGCAAAGAAAUAGUCGGUAUUUCGAAGGUGUUUGUGCUCACUGGUUAGCAAAGUGAAAUUAUAAAUAUUUGAGUGCUUCGUGUGGUUAAAAAAGAGAGAAAGAUGAAUUUUUUUUAUUAAAAGAAGAUGUGAAAUACUGUUAGUUCAACGUUACUGGAGGAUAAAAAGUGCGGCGAAGGGAGAGAGAAGAAAGAAGAAGAAGAAAAAAAGAGUUUGUAAAGUGUCUGGUUAACACAAAAAUCACUCAAGUGGAUUCAACAAUCGAUAGAGAGAAAACGAAUCGCACGGAUUUUACACACAUCAUCAAGGAUAAUUAACUCUCAUCUUUCUCUUUUGUCCACUGGAUGUGAUAUUGACGGAUUUUUUCCACCAAAUUCUGCUCAAGAUGUCAACUGGAUUAAUGUCUUGCGUGCGUGAAAAUUCACCUCCUUUGGAAGGUGUUUCAAUUCAGCAGGACGAUGGAGACGGAGGAUUUUCACAUUCACCCGAGCCGCCAGAAACACACAAACGACGGCGAUUCCAUCCGCUGAGGAAUCUUCGGCGCAUCUUCAGGAGACGAACGGUGCCUCGAGGGGACUUUGUGGGUCACGGCGGUGACAAUUGUAGCAGCAUCCCGAGCGGUGGAACAAGUCAGAUGGUGAAUUCGUCUGACUCCAGUUCGCCACCCUCAAUAGUCGAUGUCACGGCGUCGGGAUCGGUGACGUCUGGUGGCUACACGACGACCAUCUACUUGACCAAGGAAAGACUGGAAGGGAAUCUGGACAUGCGGAGUGGCCGGAUUGCCAAGAUGAAGGAGGCUCAGGACGAAUUGGAUCGUGAUAUCACGGACUACCAGAGGAGUUUCAGCGAAGGACUACUCGUGGACAGUGGUUACAAUCGAGACGCUUUAUCACAGUCGCAUGAUAGUGUUUUCUCAGAAUCAGCAACAGCCAGUAGUUUAUCAAUUGUUCUGAAGGCUGAACUCGUGGAUGUCUUGCGAAAGAGGAGAAUUCGCCCAGAUGCAUCUGACGAGGACUUAGGCUUGCCGCACAGUCCAACAACGCCACAGCGGAAGGACUAUCCGUUGAACCACAGCGAAGGAUCGCUGAGCCUGCUGAGCAUGGUGAGCUCGGACAUGGAGCCAGAGCCGUACGCCAUCCUGAGUGGCAGCAGUGCGACUGCAAAGCGAUCUCUGGACAUCUUUCAAGUCUCUGAAGAGCAUGACUUGAAUUUGAGCAUUGGAUCGAAGCUGAGUCACUCGGCGGCGCGUCAUAAGAUGGCAGUGCGGCCGAACAAGAAGAAGGGCCCGAGUCGGCAUCGCAAGACGAUUGAGAUGAAGGCGGCCGUGUUGCCGGUGACGCCGGAGCUGAACGAGGACGCGGCCAAGACGGCCUCGCGCGAGGCGCUGGACAAGAAAGUGCGCUCGAAGUCGCUGCCGCCGGGCGUUAAUUCGAAGAUGAUGGAGCAGCAAUCAUCCAAUUGUCUGCAGUCGUCCGGGAACAUGUUCACCAGCUCCACUGAGUCAUCAUCGUCCACGAUAUAUGUGAAUCCGCAGUUGUCGAAGAGCUAUGCAUUUGAGAAGGAGACCUUGGAGAGUGUGUCGUCUGAGGAGCGGCAAGAGGAGAUGAAGAAAUUGAGUAAUGGCAGUAUGGAGAAUGUGGGCGAGAGAGUGAAGAUGCGACAGCCGAGAACAGGAGCGGCGUCGAGGCAGCGCAUUCAGCCGAAGGACUUGUCAUUCUCUCCAGAAGUGAGCAGGAGUACGAAGAUAUGCAUUGGCGAUGGCGCCGAGAUGCCCAAAGUGUGUGAUUAUCUGCCGCGAUCCGAACCAAAGAUCAGCUCCACUGAGAAGCUCUUCGCCAAGUCUCUCAGUCAGGGAAUUUCGGUGAAGUGCCGGGACACCGUGACGCCGAUCAGGGGCAAUGAUGAGGAUCCUGACGCCAUGGCGCCGCCGCCGAAGGUGGUGUGGCCGGACAGCUGCAAGAGUGACGGCAUGGCGAAGACUGUGGACGUGAGGAAGUCACCGAGGCGGAAGAGUGUUGAGAAAUCCAAGAGUUUCCGCUUCUAUUCGGAAAAUGAUCCUGACAAGUUGUCUCAAAGUCAUCUGCCGAGCUUACCGGAUCUCUCCUUGACGGCCUUCGACGAUAAGACAUCGUUGGGCACACGAAGGAACUCUCUAAAGUACACGCCGAGCAUGAAAUUUGAGAUAAAUGACAACAAUUUGGUGAAGCCCAAAGAGGAGUUGCAUCAUUUUGAGGGCAAUUCGUGUGGCAAGAACAUCAUCUUGACGCCCAAUAAAAUGGGAAAUGCCACGAAUAUUUCGCAAAUUGAGGAGAACAUUGACAAACUGGUGAAAAGCACGUUCGUCACGGUAUUGAAGAAGUCACCGAACAACUGCACUGAAGUGGUCGAGGCCAAAAUUCGACACACUUCAGUCAGGGAUGCUUCAGAUGAUGUCGAGAGCGUGGAUGCGGUGAAGAAUCGCCGCUCUGCGGCAUUUGUGACUGAGGAUGACCCGAAAGUUCCUGAAUUUAUGAAAAUCCAACUCAAUCGUGUGGACUCGACGCGUCCUAAGAGUCAUGUAGUGCUCUCGAAGAACGUCAAGGAGGACUCAACCAGACGGCACAGCACUGAGAUUCUGGACACCACUAAAGUCCCGGUGGCGACAGCGGAGGAGAAGAAAUCCCCGGUGAAAGUGUCUCCGAUUGUCUCUCCCACCAAGACUGCGCCCAAGAGGGGCUUCCCUGAGUCUGAGCCUGUGAUUGCGCGGACGACAGAGGCGCUGAAUGAGGUGAAGACGCUGAUAGCAGAGAGGAGACUUUCUGUGUCCGACGAGAAGGCGAAGAUCGAGAGGCGGCUGUCCGUGAGUGAUGAUAGUAAGAAUGAGAGGAACACCAGGAAGUCUUCUGAGGAUUCUGGCACCAUUUGCAGUACUCGCAAGGCGUCGUCAGAUGAUGAGAACAUUGUCGUGCUGCGCAAGAAGUCAUCUUCGAGCUCCACGAAGGAAGACAAUACGCCAGAAUUGAUGAAAGUGUUCGCGAGGCGAUCACUGAAGCUGAAGGACACGGAUGAGAUGCAAUUGUACGAUCAGUUGGAGAAGGGAAGCAUCGGGAAGACGCCCAAGUCGGCCAAUGUGGACAGUGAUAAGGAGAAUCAGUCGUCGAGUGAGGAGAAAUUGGAUCGUUUGGCCAAGGUUGAGCCACAAAUUGUGGCAGUGACGAAUGGCAAUUACACAAAACCACCGUCAGGACGCGAGAAGAGUGGGUCUAUUGAGGAGAAAGCUACAUCGCCGAAGAAGUGUGCAGAGUCUUGUGAUAAUUAUCGCAAGAGUAGCCUAAUAACGCCCAAGCCAUUUGCCACAAACAGUCCAAAUCGCUUCUCCGGCACUGCUCUCAAUUAUCGCUCGACGCCAACGACUUUUCACGACAUCCGGAAGAGUUUGGGUGUCGCGAUGACCACACUUGAGGCGACAAGUCAAGCCAAUCAGGCGAACAUCAACAACAACAACAACAACAGUAUCAGCAAUGGUGUGUGCAAUAACAACAAUCCAACAACCAAUGGAAGACACACAAUCGCCGCUCCGCAGAGCGUCACGACGGACGAGAACACCGACGCCAGCGAGGAGGACAUUUGUGAGUUUAAGGGCAUCCUUCAGAGGCGCGCCGAAUGGGAGAAACGCGCCAAAGAUGCUUGCAAGUAGAUUAAGCACUAUUUUGUAAACUUCAAUUGCUCAUCACUAGAAAAUUAAAUUCUUUAAUGACUUUAUUCGGUGUUAAUUGUUGUCUAUAGAGAACAAAGAAAAAUCAAAUCGUAGAGAAAAUAUUGUUGACCAGAAUUGCUGAGAGCUUGCAUAUAUUUUAGAGAAAAAUUGCUUCUAUAUAUUUACUUGAAUGUUGACAUCACAAAAAAGCGUGUUUAGGUGUUAAAGGAAGUGGAGACAGUAGCGAUAUCAUAACAUAACUUCUAUGUGAUAAUUUAAAAAUUGAAUAUUAUAGAAUAUUCUGACAUCUUUUGAAAUGUAUAUAGUAAAUAUUUUACUAAAACGUCAUUAGUUAUUGCAGAUGGAGAAAUUGUAAGAAAGAGUGUAACAUUAAAAUACUGAAAAACUCAUAAAAUGUUAAUAAAAGUAUAUAAUAUUCUUAAUAAACAAGGAACAACAUCAAA
Phlebotomus argentipes is the source of this 5223-nucleotide messenger RNA. RefSeq lists its product as uncharacterized. Lineage: Eukaryota; Metazoa; Arthropoda; Insecta; Diptera; Psychodidae. The transcript has 7 exons. The record is from RefSeq and is a predicted model, not a curated record. The coding region runs from base 1469 to 4759 and encodes 1096 amino acids.